This is a messenger RNA of Pongo pygmaeus (Bornean orangutan), 1442 nucleotides long. RefSeq names its product G protein-coupled receptor 142 (gene GPR142). The transcript is spliced from 4 exons. Gene Ontology annotation, molecular function: G protein-coupled receptor activity. Gene Ontology annotation, biological process: G protein-coupled receptor signaling pathway. Gene Ontology annotation, cellular component: plasma membrane. The record is from RefSeq and is a predicted model, not a curated record. NCBI's taxonomy places the organism in Eukaryota, Metazoa, Chordata, Mammalia, Primates, Hominidae. The coding region runs from base 318 to 1442 and encodes 374 amino acids.
AUGAGUAUUAUGAUGUUGCCCAUGGAUGCAAAAGAUCCAGUGGGUCCCCACUUCCCUGCAGGACAUCCCUGCUGUCCUGGGUGCAGAAGCAUAUACUGAGGAAGACAAACCAAUGGUGUCCCAUGCACAGAAAAGCCAGCAUUCUUGUCUCAGUCAUUCCAGGUGGUUGAGGUCUCCACAGGUCACACGGGGAAGCUGAGACCUCCGAAUAAGACCAUCCAAGGACUCCAGCAGUUUCUGCCAGGCUCAGUGUUUCCGGAAGGAUCCUGGGGCAAACAACCACUUGGAGAGCCAAGGAGUGAAAGGUACAGCUGGCGAUGCUGACAGGGAGCUGCGGGGACCCUCAGGAAAAGCCACAGGUGACCCAGGACUCGGGGCCCCAGAGCAUGGGGCUUGAGGGACAAGAGACAGCUGGCCAGCCACGAGUGACCCUGCUGCCCACACCCAACAUCAGUGGGCUGAGCCAGGAUUUUGAAAGCCACUGGCCAGAGAUCGCAGAGAGGUCCCCGUGUGUGGCUGGCGUCAUCCCUGUCAUCUACUACAGUGUCCUGCUGGGCCUGGGGCUGCCUGUCAGCCUCCUGACUGCAGUGGCCCUGGCGCGCCUUGCCACCAGGACCAGGAGGCCCUCCUACCACUACCUUCUGGCGCUCACGGCCUCGGAUAUCAUCAUCCAGGUGGUCAUCGUGUUCGCGGGCUUCCUCCUGCAGGGAGCUGUGCUGGCCCGCCAGGUGCCCCAGGCUGUGGUGCGCAUGGCCAACAUCCUGGAGUUUGCUGCCAACCACGCCUCAGUCUGGAUCGCCAUCCUGCUCACGGUUGACCGCUACACUGCCCUGUGCCACCCCCUGCACCAUCGGGCCGCCUCAUCCCCAGGCCGGACCCGCCGGGCCAUUGCUGCUGUCCUGAGUGCUGCCCUGUUGACCGGCAUCCCCUUCUACUGGUGGCUGGACGUGUGGAGAGACGCCGACUCACCCAGCACGCUGGACGAGGUCCUCAAGUGGGCUCACUGUCUCUCUGUCUAUUUCAUCCCUUGUGGCGUGUUCCUGGUCACCAACUCGGCCAUCAUCCACCGGCUACGGAGGAGGGGCCGGAGUGGGCUGCAGCCCCGGGUGGGCAAGAGCACAGCCAUCCUCCUGGGCAUCACCACACUGUUCACCCUCCUGUGGGCGCCCCGGGUCUUCGUCAUGCUCUACCACAUGUACGUGGCCCCUGUCCACCGGGACUGGAGGGUCCACCUUGCCUUGGAUGUGGCCAACAUGGUAGCCAUGCUCCACACGGCAGCCAACUUCAGCCUCUACUGCUUUGUCAGCAAGACUUUCCGGGCCACUGUCCGACAGGUCAUCCACGAUGCCUACCUGCCCUGUACUUUGGCAUCACAGCCAGAGGGCAUGGCGGCGAAGCCUGUGAUGGAGCCUCCGGGACUCCCCAAAGGGGCAGAAGUGUAG